This is a messenger RNA of Cordyceps fumosorosea ARSEF 2679, 870 nucleotides long. RefSeq lists its product as hypothetical. The transcript has a single exon. The record is from RefSeq and is a predicted model, not a curated record. Bases 1 to 870 code for a protein of 289 amino acids. Lineage: Eukaryota; Fungi; Ascomycota; Sordariomycetes; Hypocreales; Cordycipitaceae.
AUGAAGGUCUCAACCACCCGCAUCCUGUUCGCCAGCCUCUGCGGCUCGGCCCUCGCCGCUCCCAUCACCGCCGACGCCAACGCCAACGCCGAUGUCACCGUCAACGCCGACGUUGACGCCCGUGUCCACCGCCGCGGCCUCGUCCCCGGCUCGGUCCCGGUCGUGAACGGCCUGGGCGACGUCGCCGACGUCAACAAGGACAUCAGCGGCCUCCCCGUCACGCUCCUGACGGGCAGCGUUCUCGGCCGCGGCGACCUGGCCACCGUUGUCGUCGACGCUGACGUGGACGCUGACGUCGCCGUCCACAAGCGCUCCACCGCGGACCGCCUCCUCGACGUCACGGUCGAUGCCAAGGUCAACAACGCACGUGACGUCGACGCCGACGUUGACGUUGACGCCGACGUCCAGGCCGAUGUCGACGUUGACGCGGAUGUCCAGGCCGAUGUCGACGUUGACGCGGAUGUCGACGCCGAGGUGAACGCCGCUGCCGAGGCCGUGGUUGACGCCCAUGUCGACGUUGACGCCCAUGUCGACGCCGACGUCAAUGCCAAGGUCAACAAUGCCCGUGCCGACGCCACCGCCGAGGCAGAGGCCGACGUCGACGUUACUGUCGACGUUGACGCCGACGUCGCCGCCCACCGCCGCGGCGUCCUCCCCGAUACCUCCGCCGUCACCAACGCCGUCACCCCCGUGCAGUCCGCCACCACCGGCGCCACUGAUGCCGUCCCCUCCACCCUGAGCGCCGACGAGGUCCAGCAGCGCGUCGCCCAGCUGCAGGCCGAGAUCCUGCGCCUCACCGGUGGUGCGGGCGAGGGCCUGCCUGUCGGCAAGGACCUGCCUGUCGGCAACCUGCCCAUUGGCAACCUGUAA